AUGUCUAGGAUACGAGGCAGUUCCGCCCUGCGGCACCUCUCCAGGCCUCGCGUCCGUUCACCGCUUCCAGCAAAACCAUGGCAGGCAUGCACCGCCAGAUCGUUCUUCGGCCUCGGCGAACUUGCUGGCGUGAUCGCAAACCCGGCAGAGACGCUCCGCCAACUGAAAGAGUCGCAGGAUAUGCUUAGGAAAGCCAAAGAAGACAUGGAGCUUGCCCGCGAGGCGAAGAAGAUCCCUAAGAAGCACACCUUUUCUAAACUUCCUGGCUUCCAUGGCCGCAAAGCAGAGCAGGCAUUGCUGCGCAAGAUAUUGAAUGCGCAACCGAAGAUGACGACUAUCUUUGGCGCGACUUCUGUGGGGAAGACGGCUUUGCUGAGAGAAGUGCUGGCCACAGAUGAUUAUUUCGUGGUGAAGUUUGAUUUGAGAAUUAGUGGUUUUGCAGAUUUGAGGACGCUGUAUCUGGCUUUGUGCGAGCAGUUUCAGAUUUUCUUCAACGAGAUGCACGACGAAGAGAUGGGCAAGCAGGCAUUGACGUUCAAGCAUCUCAUACUCGCAUUAAACGAGAAAGAAAGCGCCGAGGGCGGGUACACAGUCACCGUCGCCGAUCUUGCCAGUCUCAUGGAAAGCCUGCAGAGCGCACUACUAAAGUACUGGGAGUAUGACCCUAAAGAGACCUCUGACGAAGAUGGCAACUCCGGUGAUCUCCACACGAAGAAGAAGCCAGCUGAACGUAAAGUCGAAUCUUCAAAUGAUACCACUACACAUAACGCAGAUACGCAAUCCGACAAAACCCUCUUCCGAAAGCGCCCAGUCGUAUUCCUCCUCGACGAAGCGCACAAGCUCCCCGCCCUCGUCGACGACCAACUCUCCCUAAAAGUCUUCCUCGACACCCUCCUCGUCCUCACAAAACAAGACCGCCUCUGCCACGUCCUCUUCUGCACCUCAGACCCCUUCUUCCAACACUUCCUCCGCUCCAUGAACGUAGGCCACCACUCCCAACUCAUCACAAUCGGCGACUGCAGCCGCGAAGAAACCCUCUCCUACUUCCUAGACCAAAUGCUGCGCUCCGUGCCACCCCACUUAGCUUCGAAUCUCACGACCCAUUUCGACGACAUAUGGGAUGCGUUCGGUGGGAAAUUAAGCCAUAUUAAUGAUUACGUUGCGUCGUGGGUCCAGGCUGAAGGACGGCUUACACCCUACCAAUCCGCGAUCUUCAUACAGGCGUACACCCUCCUACAAUUCCACCUCACGCAAGCAAACUUCGAAACCUUCUCCCCGCUUUCAACGGCCACUGUGGGUACAGACACAAGUGAUGACACCACGCGCUUUGAGCCGGAGGAUCUACUGCGGGUUAUGCGCACGCUGACGCAGUUGCCGUACAGCAUACCGUACUUCACUUUGUGCCGCUUGAUAGGUACUGCGCAGGUGGACAGUAUGAUCAAGACGCGUGUGCUGGAGGUGCGCUGGACGCGGACGGUGACGCCGGAGGAGGGGUGGGUUGAGCGGCAGUGGAGUGAGGAUGGGAUUGAGAGGCCUGUUGUGUUGCCUAUGACGAGGAUGAUUAGGAAGGCGAUGGAGGUUGUGUUGAGGGAAGAGGAGGAGCUGAGGCAGGCGCAGGCGCAGGGAGAUGAGCCCGUUGAUGAAGCGAAGACUACUUGA
This is a messenger RNA of Didymosphaeria variabile, 1659 nucleotides long. RefSeq lists its product as uncharacterized. The coding region runs from base 1 to 1659 and encodes 552 amino acids. The record is from RefSeq and is a predicted model, not a curated record. Lineage: Eukaryota; Fungi; Ascomycota; Dothideomycetes; Pleosporales; Didymosphaeriaceae. The transcript has 2 exons.